AUGUCCGUCUCGUAUGAUUCUGACGCGCUCAUUGAUGAUGCGACCUUGUUGGCUGUCUUACUGAGCGAACGCGAUGUCGCUGCUCAAAUCCCAAUCAAUUUCGUGACCAAUCCAUCUGUGUCGUUAUCGGCGGCCUGCUUCGGAAAUGGCCUUUACGACAAGGAUGAUGCCGCGAAAUGCAUAUCCAACCUCCUAUCCGUCGGAUACCGAAGACUGAUCCUGGACAUAUAUUGGUCUGUUAGCCGGAGGACAUGGACUUUUUGUCCCGUCGAGGUUCCCGCUAAAGCUGAUGUGACUGUCUCGGCCUACACGUCAACGAUCUCAUCGUCUUCAGCUACGUCUACCGUUACCUCCGUCGAGACCGAUUUAGCCUCCUCAACAACGACAAGCGAUGCAGCAGAUGCCACGAUAACAGGCUACGUGGACUCCCACGGAGAUACUGUCUAUGAGAUUGGACCGUACAGAUGCACCAGUGGCCUUCAUCUGAGCUCGCUCGUUGACGUUCUUUCCGGAUUCUUCCAAGAUACAAAGUCCGACCUGGAGACAUACACAACCUGGUUAGUGGUGAAUCUCCAUGCAGCAGGCAGUAGCUCGACACCCACAGAGCCCGCAUCUGCAGUGACGGGAGAUGACCUACCCAAGACCGAUACGGAACGACCGGGUUCGUACCUCGGGCUCGAGCUUGAAGAUUACAUCUACACUCCUUCCCAGCUAGCCAAGGAUCGCAGUGAUCUUAACGCAUCUUGGUACGAAGUUGAAACAAGUUACAUGCCCAUCGUGGAAUACUACACCAUCAACAGAGAUGCAGAAGGUCGACAGAGUACUCCUGAUGGGUGGCCGUCUGCGAAAUACAUCCAGCUAGCUAAAUCAGAUCGAAUCAUGGUCGAGUAUGGAUCUGUCGAUCCCCAAUUAGCAGACUACGAUAUUGAUAAGGAUACCAAUCUCAUUUUCACACCGGAUUACAUGACAAAUGGCGUGAAAAUUUCCGUUGCAGGCAACGGUACCCUAACGUCAGGCUGUUUCUAUGAACCAGAGGCUACCGCAGUGUCACAAGCCAAUUCUUCAUGGGCAACCAGUCGCAUCCCAGUUCUAGGUGGAGUGUCCACAGAAAGUACCCUCGAUUACAUGGUAGAUGCUAUUGCUAGCAUGACAGCCUGCGGGAUGUCCCCAAUGCUUAACGAUACACUCUUCGGCGAAACUGCCGAUUCCAGUCUCGAAUACUACCGCAACGUAUCACUUUCAUCAGGCUGGGCAUGGGCGCUCGGUGAGCCUCACGGUGCAGGGACAGGUGGUGGUACAGAUGGAGAGCCAGCAUUUGACCGCUGUUCAAUUAUGAAUCUCUCACUAGAAGGCCGCUGGGGUGCUACCAAUUGCUCAGAAGUACGACGCGGUGCAUGCCGAGUAGGCAAUUCCCCAUUCAAGUGGAACUUGACGACUCAAUCGGCAAAUUAUUAUGAAAUUUCAGACUACUGCCCGCCAGGUUCUAGUCUUGCUGUGCCUCGAACUGGACUCGAAAAUCUUUAUUUGUACAAAUAUCUUCUCACUGAGGAUUCGUCGGUUCUGGAUCCCACAUCGAUGGACCCCGCAUAUCGUGAAGUCUACCUUGAUUUCAAUUCCAUUGAUAUUACCUCUUGUUGGGUUACUGGUGGACCGGAUGUGACUUGUCCGUACGCAUCUAAUCCGCAGCAGUUAGAGCGGAAGACAGUCCUUGUUUCCGUUGUUGCUGCGGUCGUGAUCUGUGUCAUAGCUGCGUUGACGACAUUCAUCAAAUGUAAUACUAAUCGUCGGAACUCUCGACGUCGCAAGCGUGUGAUUGAGGGCUGGGAGUACGAGGGCGUGCCCUCUUAA
Messenger RNA from Penicillium angulare, 1848 nucleotides. RefSeq names its product Lectin C-type domain protein. The coding region runs from base 1 to 1848 and encodes 615 amino acids. The record is from RefSeq and is a predicted model, not a curated record. Lineage: Eukaryota; Fungi; Ascomycota; Eurotiomycetes; Eurotiales; Aspergillaceae. The transcript is spliced from 2 exons.